Sungouiella intermedia is the source of this 3570-nucleotide messenger RNA. The record is from the annotation of a GenBank genome assembly. NCBI's taxonomy places the organism in Eukaryota, Fungi, Ascomycota, Pichiomycetes, Serinales, Metschnikowiaceae.
AUGCACAUCAAGAAAAUUGUCAUUCAGGGCUUCAAAACCUACAAAAACACCACUGUCAUCGAUGACUUGUCGCCCAACCUCAACGUGAUGGUGGGACGAAACGGAUCUGGUAAAUCCAACUUCUUCGCCGCGAUCAGGUUUGUUUUAUCCGAUGCCUAUACACAUAUGACGCGUGAGGAGCGUCAGGGACUCAUUCAUGAAGGCUCAGGGACGGUCAUGUCCGCGUACGUGGAGAUUGUGUUUGAUAACACUGAUCGUCGAUUCCCUCUCCAGAAGGAUGACAUUUCAAUACGAAGAACCAUUGGAUUAAAGAAAGACGACUACUCAAUGGAUGGAAAAUCUGCUACGCGGUCGGAUAUCAUGAAUUUGUUGGAAAGUGCUGGCUUUUCCCGACUGAAUCCAUACUAUAUAGUUCCGCAGGGUAAAAUCACGUCCUUGACCAAUUCAAAAGAUUCGGAGCGGUUGGCUCUCUUGAAGGAGGUCAGUGGAGCCAAGGUGUUCGAGGCCAAGCUCAAGGAAUCUACAAAGGAGAUGACGAACUCGAACUAUAAGAUGGAGAGGAUCGACGAGGCCAUGGAAAAGUUGGAGGAGAAGCUUGCAGACCUCAUGAUAGAGUCCAAGGACUUGAAGCAGUUUCAGCAGCUUGAAAAGAACAAAAAGGUGUUUGAAUUCAAUCUCUUUGAUCGUGAAUUGGCAUCUUUAAGUAGUCAGAUUGAAGCCAACGAAGAAGAAUAUGAGUCUAUGAAGAAUUCCUCACUCAAGGAUAUUCAGGAUUUAGAAAAGCGAGAGCUGGCCAGCCAGAAACUUCAGGCUGAGAUUGACGAGCUACUGACGGCUCUCCGUGUUGCCAGCUUAGAGAGUGAGCAGAGUGAAACGGAUAAGAAUAGACUAGCUCAGUCGAUGGCGGAGAAGGAAUCAUUGGUCAGAGAUUUGGAGGCUACCCUUACAUCAGCCCAUGAAAAUGCAGAAGAACAAAGUUCCAAAAAAAUGGCUUUGACCAAAGCUCUCGAGGAAAGGUCAGCAAGAAUUUCUGAAGAGUUGAAACCUGAAUUACAAAAGUUAUUAGCCCAAGAAUCAACUCUCAAGAGCAAAAUUUCCGAGCUUACUACCAGACAACGUCUACUUUAUGCCAAACAAAGCAGAUUUCUGAAGUUUCUGUCCAAGAAGCAGCGUGACAAAUGGCUCAAAGACGAAAUCAAGAAUGUGACCAAAGAUCUUGAGAGUCGGCAAGAGCUGUUAGAAUCGAAUAUUAUUGCUAGAAAGAAUUUUGAAGAAGAGCUUAUUGAAUGUGAAAAUCGCCUUCAAGACUUAAAGUCAUCUUUGGACGGCGAAGACCAGCAUCGCAAGAUUCAGCAGUAUGAAGAAAACAUAGAGACAGCUAAGAGAAAAGUCAUGGAGCUUUCGGAAGAGAGGAAAAUACUAUGGAGAGAUGAAAUAAGGUACAGAUCACUCUAUGAUUCAGCGGAACUGGAAUUGUCUGACGCAAACCAUAAAGUUUCAAGAUCUAUGGAUAGAGAACUUGCUCGGGGCCUUCAAUCUGUACGCGACAUUUCAGAGAGAUUGAACUUGCAAGAUUCUGUUUAUGGCCCCUUGGCUGACCUCUUCACGUUCUCCGACAAAUACAAAACGGCAGUGGAAGUCGUGGCGGGAAAUUCUUUGUUUCACGUUGUGGUGGACACCGAUGAAACGGCACUGUUGCUCAUGAAGGAGUUGUUUAGAGUCAAGGGUGGUCGAGUAACAUUCAUGCCCCUUAACCGUAUCAACUUGUCUUCUGUUUCUUAUCCAGAUCAAGAUGCUCACGAUUACAUUCCUCUUGUGAAGAAAAUAAAACAUUCUGAAGAUGUUACGAAGGCAAUCCAGCUUGUGUUUGGCAAAACCAUCGUUUGCAAAGAUUUGCAUCAAGGGUCAGAAUUAGCUCGGUCUCACAACUUGAAUGCAAUUACUUUGGAUGGUGACCGUGCUACCACUAAGGGAGUUCUUAUCGGAGGAUUCAGAGACUACAAGAACUCUCGUCUCGAUGCAUUGAAGGUACAGAGCAAGAAGAAACGUGAGAUGGCUAAAUUGAUAAACGAUUUGCAAGAAUGUUCCAAGAAGUUGCAGAAAGUGAAUGAUGAGCUCACAACGGAGAAUGCCGAUCUCGAUGAAAAGCUUAGGGAACUCGAAAAGUUUCGUGCAUCUCUCGAACCAUUGAAUUUAGAGUACUCACAUUUACUUAACAAGAAGUUUAAUCUUGGGAAGAACUUGGCUCAAGUGAGUUCCACAUGUGAAGCUCUUGAGAAUAAUAUUGCCAAUCUCAAAGCAAAGAUCACUCAGCAUGAGGAUGAGAUCACAACCGAGUUCACUCAAUCAUUGUCCAAUGCGGAAACUUUGGAAAUUGAUGAAUUGAUGGAGCAAAUAACAACACUUGAAGAUGAUUUAAACGAGGUGGUAUCUAAAUCAGCAGCAUUGGACACGACCAUUACAGCACUUGAAAAUGAGUGUUCUACCUACGAAACUCAAAUUAAGAAUAUUGAUAUUGGUGGUGAAGUGUCUUUUGCCAAAAGCAGGGAUGUGGAGUUUCAACUUCUCCAAGGUGAAUUAAAGACUCUUUCUCAGAGCAUGACGAAAUUGGAGAAACGAUGCAAGGAAAAUUCUUCUUCGGAAAAGAAGAUUUCAACCAAACUUGCCAAACUUCAUGCCGAUCUCCAAAAGGCAAAUGAGGAACAAGAAAGGGCCGUUAAGCUUCUUGAAAAGGUUGGAAAGAGUGCCGAGAAGAUACUUUCUCGUAAAGCCAUCCUUGAUUCUAGAAGAGAAGAAGUGCAAGAGAAAGUUAGAGAAUUGGGUGUUCUUCCUGAAGAAGCAUUCCAGCAAACCCAGUUCGAGGCUACGUCUCUGGAUGAACUUCUAGAGAAGCUCAACGUCAUCAACAAUGACUUAAAGAAGUACUCGCAUAUAAACAAAAAGGCCAUGGAGCAAUACAACACGUUCACCAAGGAAAGAGAAGACUUGGUAUCUAGAAAGGAGGAACUCGAGAGAUCAAAGGAAUCCAUUGACAACUUGAUGAUCUCGUUGGAGCAUCAGAAGGAUAGUGCCAUCAAAAAGAGUUUCCAGGAGGUGUCCAAGAGUUUCAAGGAGGUAUUCGAAAAACUCGUGCCCAAUGGGGUUGGUGAGUUGGUAAUGAACUCUAAAGAGAACGGCUCGGACUCGGAAUCAAUAGAUAACUACGUGGGUGUGUCCAUUCAAGUCUCCUUCAACUCCAAGGAGGACGAGCAGCAGCGCAUUGAGCAACUAUCUGGCGGACAGAAGUCACUCUGUGCCAUUGCUUUGAUCCUUGCCAUUCAGAAAUGCGAUCCAGCUCCUUUCUAUUUGUUUGAUGAGAUUGAUGCUAAUUUGGACGCACAGUAUCGUACGGCCGUGGCUAGUAUCUUACAAGGAUUGGCAAAGAAUGCUCAGUUUAUCUGUACGACAUUCCGGCCAGAAAUGUUACAGGUGGCCAAUGUCUUUUAUGGUGUUCUUUUCAGCAAUAAGGUAAGUACGGUACUGGAAAUUGUGCAGGAUGAGGCUUUGGCAUUUGUGGAAGGUCAAAGAUAA